GCGGAAGUGCUGGGCUGUAAUUCGGCCUGCGUGUGAAGAUGGCGGUGGGUCCGGUGCUGUGGGCGCUGCUGGUGGCGGGGGCGGCGGCCGUCGCCAUGCCCGGUGGCCUCUUCCCGGUCUCCGUGCGGGACCCCGGGGUGCUGAACGCCACCCGGGUGGCCGAGGAGGCCUUCAACCGCCUCUCCAAUGAGCUGCAUUACAGCGCCGUGGCCGAAGUGGUGUCGGCCCAGACACAGGUGGUGGAGGGGUUACUGUACCACAUUAGAGUAGUGCUGAGAAGCACUACCUGCAAGAAGUCAAGAAGCCUUAGGAAUGGUUUUCAGAAUUGUCGCUUCCUCAAUGAUCCUCGCUAUGCCAAGAAACGAAUCUGUGACUUUAAAGUCUGGAGCCGCCCGUGGCGCAAGUUAAUUCAGGUGACCAGUCAGAAUUGCUCCGUGGUAACCGAGUGACCGGACCGCAGGAUCCUGCGACACACGCUGCGUGUAUAAGUCUGCUAAAGCAAUAUUACUAAUCACUGGGUCAGCCCCAGUGACCUCAGCAGGAUACUACUCUUAACCUAGCACUUUACCACAGCCCUGGGCACCCACAUAGCGGCACCUCUACACUACACACACGUGCGUGUGUGCACUUGCUCGCUCAUAUUUCCAGCGCCAAUACCUCCCCACGUGCGCACACACACCCCCUUACCCACCCUCACACCCCCUUACCCACCCUCACGCCAUGUUUGAAUUGGAACAGUUCGUGCUCAGCACAGACUUGGCAGGCCGAAUGGCCUGUUCCUGUGCUGUGCUGCUGUAAGUUCUAUGUCCAUUAGCAUGUCCUGUUCCAUCUCAUGGGCUGAGCUAUUACCAACUUAAUUGUAUUAUUAAAUAAUCUGCAAAUGUCAAUUUUCUAAUCAAAUAUUACUUUACACAAUAAACAUUGCAUUAUCAA
This is a messenger RNA of Pristis pectinata (smalltooth sawfish), 933 nucleotides long. RefSeq names its product cystatin-like. The transcript is spliced from 3 exons. The record is from RefSeq and is a predicted model, not a curated record. The coding region runs from base 39 to 449 and encodes 136 amino acids. Gene Ontology annotation, molecular function: cysteine-type endopeptidase inhibitor activity. Lineage: Eukaryota; Metazoa; Chordata; Chondrichthyes; Rhinopristiformes; Pristidae.